This is a messenger RNA of Pochonia chlamydosporia 170, 162 nucleotides long. RefSeq lists its product as hypothetical. NCBI's taxonomy places the organism in Eukaryota, Fungi, Ascomycota, Sordariomycetes, Hypocreales, Clavicipitaceae. Bases 1 to 162 code for a protein of 53 amino acids. The record is from RefSeq and is a predicted model, not a curated record. The transcript has a single exon.
AUGUCAAGACUACACACUCUCUCAACUGGUGAUACCAUGGCAGAGGCAGAGGCAGAGGCAGAGGCAGCUGUCAAAGUCGCUCCUUCCCAUAUCAUCCUCGGCCCCGUCGAGCAAUCACAGCUCACAGGACGCGAGCCCUAUCAUUUCCAAGUGGACCGUUAA